AUGAGCGACGCCGGCGUCGAUCUGUGGAGCGCCACGGCCGUCGGUGUCGUCAAGCGCAAGGUGCGGCAGCAGAUCUGUGAGGCCUGGCUUGAGGCGGUGGAAGUGCACCUCGACGGCAGCCGGGAGGACGGAGGGAAAGCAAAGGACGAGAAAUCUGCCGACGGCGAGGACGAAGACGAGGACUCAGAUGAAGAGGCCGAACAAGAGAACGAGGCAAAGGACGGCAGCACAACGGAGACAGACGCCGUCGACGACGACGACGACAAGCAGACGAAAGAGCAGCAGAGGCAGGAUCUCUUCACCCAGUGGUUCUUCGACAUUCAUCUGUUCGAGUGCGCCUUUGGGCCUGCAGCAGACGGUGCAUCCACGGCGAGCGAACUAGCAGCCCUCGGCGACAAGGUGUACAGCCAUACGGGGCUCGAUGGCGCCGAGGCGCGGAAGCGGAUCGCCGCGUCGUCGCGUGAGCACUGGAGGAAGACGAGCCUGCUGUUUGGUCUGCUGGCGUGA
Verticillium alfalfae VaMs.102 is the source of this 507-nucleotide messenger RNA. RefSeq lists its product with no specific name. The record is from RefSeq and is a predicted model, not a curated record. Bases 1 to 507 code for a protein of 168 amino acids. The transcript has a single exon. NCBI's taxonomy places the organism in Eukaryota, Fungi, Ascomycota, Sordariomycetes, Glomerellales, Plectosphaerellaceae.